Molecule: messenger RNA, 2195 nt
Organism: Erpetoichthys calabaricus (reedfish)
Lineage: Eukaryota; Metazoa; Chordata; Cladistia; Polypteriformes; Polypteridae
Product: phosphatidylinositol 4-phosphate 5-kinase type-1 alpha-like
Exons: 1
Coding region: 148-1926 (592 amino acids)
Biological process (GO): phosphatidylinositol metabolic process
Molecular function (GO): phosphatidylinositol kinase activity
Source: RefSeq, a predicted model, not a curated record
UUGUAUAAACUCCUGGACAUUGCUAGAAAAGCCAACUGCAAGAUUCUGAACGGGAAAAAUGGAACAUAGCAAUUCAGAACAUCUGCUGCCUCCGAUACCCAGGCUGUAGUACCAGACGCUUUCGUUGACAGCGGUGCCGAGAAACAGAUGAUAACAACUUCCAAAAUUCCUGGCCCAUCCAGACGGAAUAACGGGCACUCGGAGAAAAGGGACAGCCAAGGAAUUGAAUGUAUCGGGAAGAGUGUUAAGAAAAAUGGCACGUCUUCCUCCGUGAAGGGAGCCAUACAGCUGGGCAUUGCACACACCGUGGGUGGAAUUGGUCAGAGAGCUGACCGGGAUGUGCUGAUGCAGGAUUUUUAUGUGGUCGAGAGUACUUUCUUUCCUGGACAGGGUUGCAGCUUGACUCCGGCACACCACUACGGUGAUUUUCAUUUCAAGACCUACGCCCCUUUUGCAUUUCAGUACUUCAGAGAACUUUUUGGGAUUAGUCCAGUUGACUACUUGUACGCCUUGUGCAACGAGCCAUUGAUUGAGCUGUCUAAUCCAGGUGCUAGUGGCUCAGUGUUCUUCGUCUCCAGCAAUGACGAGUUUAUUAUCAAGAGCGUGCAACACAAGGAGGCAGAGUUCUUGCAGAAGCUUUUGCCAGGAUAUUACAUGAACCUGAACCAGAACAAGUGCACCCUACUUCCCAAAUUCUAUGGGCUGUAUUGUAUGCAGACUGGUGGAAGAAAUAUUCGUCUUGUGGUCAUGAAUAACUUUCUGCCAUGUUCUGUAUGCAUGCACCUUAAAUAUGACCUCAAGGGCUCGACCUUCAAGCGGCGGGCGUCUUCCAAGGAGCGAGAGAAAACACUGCCCACUUUCAAAGACCUGGACUUCAUGAAAGACAACCCUGACGGGCUUUUCCUGGAUUCUGAUAGGCACAACGCCCUCUGCAAGACCAUCCAGCGAGACUGCCUAGUACUGCAGAGUUUCAAGAUCAUCGACUACAGCCUCUUGGUAGGAAUUCAUAUCCUAGAUCAGAUGCAACCAGAAAAAAUGACAGAAAUGGUCGAGGGCAGCAGUAGUCCACAAGAAGAAUGCGAGUCCACUAGACAAAAGGUGCAUUAUUCCAAGAUAAAGGAUUUGGUCCAGAAAGAUGGCUGUGCUGGGGGAAUAAUUGAGACCAAAGACAAAAGGCGAGGUAUCCCAGCAAAAAAUUCCAAGGGAGAGCAACUGCUGGUCUACAUCGGCAUCAUCGAUAUCCUUCAGUCAUACAGGCUGGUAAAGAAGUUGGAGCAUUCCUGGAAAGCACUUUUCCAUGAUGGGGACACCAUUUCAGUCCACAGACCAGGUUUCUAUGCCGAGAGGUUUCAGAAGUUCAUGUGCACUAAAGUCUUCAAGAAGAUCCCGGCAGAAACCCUCCCUUCCAAGAAAAAGCCACGUAAAGGACGGAGUGGGAGCAGGAACAUUACAGACGAAGAGGCAAGCACAUCAGCUUCUAUAUAUUUACUCCGUUCAGCUCGUACCAGUAAAGAAGUUAACUACAUUAACAACCAGUCAGAUGCAGCCAAAAGAGAAAGAGAGACAAAGCAGAAAGAUGUCUCCAUCAAUUCUGAUCCGGUGGACCUCUCCAGUAGAACAUGCAGCCAGGCAACCAGCUCUCCUUGUAGCUCCAGUAGUUUCCAGGUAGACAUUAUGAAAAGGGAAGGGGGAUUGGAGCAGGAAGUCUUCGCAACCUUAUCUACUCUGGUAGACCCAUCAUAUGGACCAACCAACCGGACCACUGGCUCUCUUAUGUGCUCUGCUGAUGUUGAGCCAUGCAUAGCAGAAGGAGGAGGAGAAAAGGAAAGCCUCAGAACCCAAUCUGCUCCAGUCAUCUCAUCCUUUGGAUCAAGCAACACCAUGAUAGAGGAGGCUUCAUUUCUGAAGAGGAUGAUAGGAUUUUAAUUUUAUACACAAUUCCUAAACAGGUUGCCCACAAAGGUGCAUUCUUUUUUUCUAUCUCUGGAAGAAGUGAUAACUCAGAAAUGGCUAAACUGAUGUGGGCCCCUAAUACGCACCUUCUGGGUGGGAAGGAACUGCACUCUGCUGGACAAUAGAACAGCUAAACUGAAGCUACAAUUCAAAGGUCUCCAAAAAGUUAAUAACCUAAAAUUAUAAAAUGGAUGGUUGAAAGCAAAGGUUGGUGUGAUUCGUUAUCUUUGUUUUUUUGUCCU